AUGUAUUCUCCGAUUUGUCUUACUCAGGAUGAAUUUCAUCCCUUCAUCGAGGCACUUCUCCCUCACGUCCGUGCCAUAGCCUACACGUGGUUCAACCUCCAGGCCAGAAAACGCAAGUACUUCAAGAAGCACGAGAAGAGGAUGUCCAAGGACGAGGAGCGCGCGGUGAAGGACGAGCUUCUGGGCGAGAAGCCUGAGGUAAAGCAGAAAUGGGCGUCCAGGCUGCUGGCCAAGCUGCGUAAGGACAUUCGGCAGGAGUACCGAGAGGACUUUGUCCUCAGUGUGACGGGCAAGAAGCACCCAUGCUGCGUGCAGUCCAACCCGGACCAGAAGGGCAAGAUCCGCCGGAUCGACUGCUUGAGGCAGGCCGACAAAGUCUGGCGUCUGGACCUGGUGAUGGUCAUCCUCUUCAAAGGCAUCCCUCUGGAAAGUACAGACGGGGAGCGCCUCGUCAAGUCUCAACAUUGCACCAACCCCACACUUUGUGUCCAGCCGCACCACAUUACAGUAUCGGUCAAGGAGCUGGACUUGUUUCUAGCAUACUAUGUCCAGGACCAAGACUCGCAGCAGUCAGGAAGUCCCAGUAACAAUGAGCAAGGCAAGAACCCUCUUCCAGUCUACUUGGAGGACAGCUUCAUCAAAUCAGGAGUCUUCAGUGUUGCAGAGCUGGUGCGAGUGUCCAGAAUGCCCAUCAUCCACGGUGCUGCGGUGAACUUCUCCAUGACCGACAUGCCCAGCCAGCCCUACUACCACGACCUGAACUCCAGCGCGGGGCUGCACCGCUCCCUGUCCUCCCCGCCCGGCAGCAAAAGGCCCAAAACGGUGAACAUGGAUGAGAACAUGGACACGAGCCCGACGGGACCCGACUUCUACUCAUCACCCAGCUCUCCAGCCAGCAGUCGGGCCAACUGGCACGACAGAGACGGAGCAGACAUGUCCUCUCCCACCAUGAAGAAGCCAGAGAAGCCGCUGUUCAGCCCCACCUCCCCGCAGGACUCCUCGCCACGACUCAGCACUUUCCCUCAGCCUCAUCACCCCGGCCUCACAGGUGUAGGACACAGUGUUAUAUCGACGAGGAGCCCCCCCCCACACUCGCCCCUGCAGUUCUCGGCCUCGGCGAUCCUGCCCCCGGCGCCAUCGCCCUACUUCUCGCACACCACCAUCCGCUACCCGCCCCACCUCAACCCCUCCGAUCCCCUGAAGAGCUACGUGCCGUCAUACGACCCGUCCAGCCCGCAGAGCAACCAGCCUAACAGCAGCGGUCAGGUGGGGAAAGUCCCGGGACACUUCACCCCGGUCCUGGCCCCCUCCCCGCACCACGGUGCAGUCAGACCCGUCUCCCUCUCCAUGCCGGACACUAAGCCCAUCACCACGUCAACAGAAGGCUACUCAGCCCCUGGCACCCCGACGGCUAACCGGUUCGUCGGCCUGAGCCCCAGAGACCCCGCCUUCCUCCACCAGCAACAGCUGAGGAAGUGUGACUGGAGCGUGACUCAAAACGGCAGGCAUUAUGGCCCCAGUGCCACUGACGACACUUUGGGGAUUACUUGGCAAAGUCCUGGUACCUGGGCGAGCUUAGUUCCAUUCCAAGUAUCGAACGGGACUCCGAUUCUGCCAACAAAUGUCCACCAGAACUACAGCAUAAACAUCAUUGGUGAGCCGCUGGUCCCCGCUGAGACAGGGAACUGAACACAGAGCCCCCCCCCC
This is a messenger RNA of Trematomus bernacchii (emerald rockcod), 1707 nucleotides long. Its product is annotated as nuclear factor 1 B-type-like. The record is from RefSeq and is a predicted model, not a curated record. Gene Ontology annotation, molecular function: RNA polymerase II cis-regulatory region sequence-specific DNA binding; DNA-binding transcription factor activity, RNA polymerase II-specific. Gene Ontology annotation, biological process: regulation of transcription by RNA polymerase II. Lineage: Eukaryota; Metazoa; Chordata; Actinopteri; Perciformes; Nototheniidae. Gene Ontology annotation, cellular component: nucleus.